CACGAAAAAAAUACUUUCAAUAGAAUGUACUUCUUUAGAAACAAAUACCAUUCUGUUAUUGGAGAGGAAUACUGACGCUGUUAAGAUAAAACUGGCUGAAGAUAUACAAGGAAGAUUUAAAUGCAAGAUACAGACUCUUAAAAAUGUUGCCGCAUUUGUAAGCGAAAAACAUGGAAAAGAUACUUACGUAGAAGUGUUCUGUUUUAUGCAACUGUACGUUAAAAUCAAAGUUCCAUCCAUCAGAGUCCUCGUGAACAAUAUAGAGCUGGAGACAGUUCGUAACGAGGAUCCAUCGAAAGAGGUUGAUUAUACGACUGUCUAUGAAUACUCAAAUGAUGACACUGUUCAAGUCAUCUGCCAGACGCUUGAUCAGAAUAAUGCGAAAGUAACACCGCUUCUGAUGGAGUAUGAUUUUGGAGACAGAAUUAAUAAUUUGUUCAAUGCUUCAGAACUAUCAUCAGGCACUGAAGUAGGUUUUCGAACAAAAUUUAAUGAAAAGCAUGACGGCAAAACAAUGUCUUGUCUACAUGACAACCUGUACACACAAAUUAAGUUUUCAUACAGGAAGCAUUUCGAAAAUAUAAUUGGCGUUAAAAUCAAUGGAUUGAAUAUAAGGGUGACGGAUUUGAAACCAACAGGGCGCCGAUACUUUGAGUUCACUUACGAAUAUGACCAAAAUAGUCCAAUUUUACUUGAGUGCGAAAUAUACGUGAAUACUUUAAUUGUCAGCAUUAUUAAUGCUUCGAGUAGCAUGACUAUUGGGAAGCCGGAAUGUGAUGGUCAAAUGAAAGCAAUACUAAAUACGACUUUACAAAACCGAAACCAUACGAUUAAAUGUGCCGCCGAUACAGCAACAUCAGGCCCAGCUGAGCAGGUCGAAAUACUUUUUAUUCCGAAGAAUGAAUCGUAUCGAUUGGAUGUAUUUCUGCCACAAGAGUCUUUCUUGGAAAUUUAUGAGAACGACAGGAAAUUCAUUUUCUAUGAAACUCGGAAUGAUUUUAAUGUGACCCUAAAUUGUACGGCGACUCUGUUCAAAGUAAGGGGCUACGUGGUUUAUGUAAAGUUUGCAAAACAAGUGAAAACCCAUGUAAAUCAAACGGAGGACAUAAAAUCAAUGCAGUUAACACAGGGAUCCAGUGACAAUGCAACAUGUUACCUUCGAGUAUUAGACCCAGACGAUAUUAUUAAGGAAACUGAUAAAAUUUUGAAGGGAGUCACCGUUUAUUUUAUUGUACCCAUUCCAGUUUCAACUUCAAGCGUGUUGACAAUGACAGACAUGCUUAUCAGAGGUGACCCAAAUGCUACUGAUGUCCCGGUUUUCAAAGCAGAUUUAAUUCCAGGAAAAGAAAUAAAAAGUUGGGUGUUCGUCGUCCUUGGUUUAACAACUUUUAUCAUUGUCACCUGUUUUUCAACAAUUGUCUUUCAAAUGAAGAAAGGGAAGGUUUCUCAGAGUGGUCGAAACAAUCCAACAUACGUGAACAUAAAUGGUACAAGUCAAGCUUCUCUCCAGGCCUAUCCAGCACCUUGGGCAGAGAACUACUCCGUGCCUGCUGAUGCCAGAGGAGACAGCACAACCUACUGCCUUCCCUACACUCCUGAGCAAAUCGUCUACACCAUCCCCAUCCCCAAAAAAGAACGAAAGAAGAAACAAGAAGAACAAUCCCACACUUACACCAACGUUCCGAACUUGAUGGAGAAGCAAGGGAAUCCUAUAGAACCCAAUUACGCUCAAGUAGUGCAUGGUAAAGAGCCAAGUUACGCAAAAGUAUUACCGAAGUGUCAAAGAAAAGUGGUGGAUGUUAGUCCUUACUCUUCGGUCAUGGCUCAGGGCUGUUAUGCUCAACCACAGGAACCAAUGUAUUGUGAACCUCAGAUUAAUAAAUAAGAUUUGUAGUU
This is a messenger RNA of Trichoplusia ni (cabbage looper), 1896 nucleotides long. RefSeq lists its product as uncharacterized. Bases 206 to 1885 code for a protein of 559 amino acids. The transcript is spliced from 12 exons. NCBI's taxonomy places the organism in Eukaryota, Metazoa, Arthropoda, Insecta, Lepidoptera, Noctuidae. The record is from RefSeq and is a predicted model, not a curated record.